UUUGACGUGUGGCAUGUUAACGUGGAGGGGGCGGGGCAUUAACAUUCAGGAAAAUAUGAAACAUGAGUAAGUUUUAUUGACUUUACAGCUCGAGACAAGAGGACAGUGUGUGUGUGUGUGUGUGUGUGUGUGUGUCUUUAAGCAGCUCAGUGUUUGUUCAGUCUGUCAAUGAGUAAACCUGCAGCACGAACCACGGAUCUCUGACGGUAUCUGAUCUCACAGCUGUUCGACUCACAGUGAUCAUGGCUGCAGUCGGAGCCGGGGUCACCGGGGUCACCGGGUCGUGGCUCCUGUCGCCGGGAGUCGUCGGCUCCUUCAUCCUCCUCCUCCUCCUCUCCAUCCUCCUCACAGCUCUGUGCAGCGACUGCGGCAGUCGAUCAUUUGAGCUGCGUCAUUCCAAGACGGAUGGAAAUCCAUUGGCUCUCGUCAGUGUGGUCAAACUGGAGGAAGCGAGAGAGAAUCCUGCGAUCAGAGAGAUCCAGAAGGAUGAGAGAGAGGUCCGUCCUCCUGAAGAGAACCCCGUCUCGUUCAGUCCCUGGAAGAGCCACCUGGGGGCGCCACACCACAACGCAGAUGUUCUGACCAAUGGCAGUGCAGCAGUGAUGGACACGCCUUCUGACGCUGCUGGUGAGUCCAGCCCUGAGGAAGAAACCUCGGCCCAGUUCACGCCGUGGAGGAGCCACCUGACGGCGCCGCAGCAUCAAGACGUGAACAGCUCCGCCCCUCCACACCUCGACCCCAUCUACCACACCAUCGGAGGAGGAGGAGGAGGAGGGCGGAGCCAGGCCGACGCUUGGACACCACCGACCAAUCACGUGCCGGAGCGGGAGGGCCACAGCGACGGCGGCGGCAGAGGAGGAAGAGCUCGCUCUGAAGCAACGGUGGCGGAAUCACGUGACAAAAAUUCAGUUUACGCUCAAAUCAGCAAGAAGGUGAGACAGGCCCCGCCCACUGUCCUUCACGUGUCUGCACCGCCUCAGGUGAGGGAGGAGGAGGGGGAGGAGCCUUCACCUCCACUGCCUGACAGAGAGAUGGACACGGAGGUAUGACGGGCGAGAAGACAAAGGACUAAAAGGACGGAGGACGAAGAAAAAGGAUGAGGGAUGAGGAGUGUAGGAUGAAGGACACGUGAAGGACACGUGACGGGGAGUGAAGGACACGUGAAGGACACGUGAGGACACGUGAAGGACACGUGAAGGCAUGUGAAGGACACGUGAAGGACACGUGACGGGGAGUGAAGGACACGUGAAGGACACGUAAGGACACGUAAGGACACGUGAAGGAAACGUAAGGACACGUGAAGGACACAUGAAGGACACGUGAAGGACACGUGAAGGACACAUGAAGGACACGUGAAGGACACGUGAAGGACACGUAAGGACAAAAAACACAUACUUCUUGAUAUGAACUCAUUUAUAAAUAUCAACAUGAAGAAAUUGUUUUGGAUUAAAAUGGAUGAAAAUAGAAUACAUAUCCCACAAUGCAACAGGGCGGUGUUUACAUAGGCUGAGGGGAAUAAAGAUAAAAGUUCAAUCACAUCUCUAAACUACAGAUUAUAUAAAACAAGACGUAAUCACUAACAGCUGAUUCCUGUCUGAUCGCUAGGCAACUUUUCUUCGCUGCAGUCGUUGUUUCCAAAGUUUUACAGUAGAAAGACAAAUGAUUAAUCACCAGUUCAUUGAUAAUUAAUUCAAUAAUUCAUCAAAUCGACAAAUAUUUUUCACAUUAGGGCGGAAAACGAUUUGCUGAUAAACUGAUCGAUGAGGGGAAAACUGUGGUCGUGAUCGUGUGUUGGAUGAAUCUGAACUGGACUGAAACAAACCAACGCUUCUGUUUUCAAUGUUCGACUGAAACAAAAAAACAACAUGUGGAGAAAAUGA
Molecule: messenger RNA, 1880 nt
Organism: Scophthalmus maximus (turbot)
Lineage: Eukaryota; Metazoa; Chordata; Actinopteri; Pleuronectiformes; Scophthalmidae
Exons: 8
Coding region: 243-1049 (268 amino acids)
Source: RefSeq, a predicted model, not a curated record